AUGCAAAUCAAGUCUUUACUUAAGGAAAUUGAACAAAGUGGUGAUGUGAUACUUUUUGUGAAAGAAGUUCAUCACUUAUUUGAUGCAGCAACAAGUGGGGCCCGCAGUUUCACAUACAUUUUGAAACAUGCCCUUGAGAGAGGUGUAAUUCAAUGCAUAUUUGCUACAACAGAGAAUGAGCACAGAAUUCACAUGGAGAAUGAUAUGACACUGAAAAGAUUAUUUCAAGCAGUUAAAGUUCUUGAACCAUCUAUUGAGGAAACCAUAGAAAUUCUUAAAGGCCUUCGCGGAACAUAUGAGACUCAUUAUAAACUUCAUUACACUGAUGAAGCUCUUGUUGCUGCUGCAAAUUUGUCUCAGCAAUAUGUAAGUGAUCGUUUCUUACCUGAUAAGGCAAUUGACUUGAUUGAUGAAGCUGGAUCUCAUGUUCAACUUUGUCAUGCAAAGAACAAAAAGAAGGGUAAUGUCUCUAUUCCAAGUGUGAAAAAGCAUGAUAUUCAACAUGUUGUUUCAUCUUGGAUUGGAGUACCAGUCAGUGAUGUAUCAAAGGAAGAAGGUGAGAGCCUACUCAAUUUGGAAGUCAUGCUUCACAAACAUGUCAUUGGUCAGAAUGAAGCAAUCAGCACCAUCUGCCGAGCGAUCCGCCGCGCUCGAGUCGGGCUUAGAAACUGCAGAAGGCCUAUUGCAAGCUUUAUGUUCACUGGUCCUUCAGGUGUAGGUAAAACUGAAUUAGCCAAUGCAUUAGCUACAAACUAUUUUGGAUCAAAAGACUCAUUGAUAAGAUUAGAUAUGAGUGAGUACAUGGAUAGUUACAAUGCAGCAAGAUUAAUUGGAGCACCUCCUGGUUACAUUGGUUUUGAUGAAGGUGGUCAAUUAACAGAAUCCAUUAGGAAAAAAUCUCAUGCAGUUUUGUUAUUUGAUGAGAUUGAAAAAGCACAUUCAGAUGUGUUUAACUUAAUGCUUCAAAUUCUUGAUGAUGGAAGAUUAACUGAUGGAAAAGGUCAAACAGUUGACUUCAAAAGUACACUCAUCAUAAUGACAAGUAAUCUAGGUAACAGCAUCAUUGAAGGAAUGAUUGAUAAUAAGGAAAAUAGUUCUUCAUUUGAUCAUAAAAAGAACCUUGUUAUGGAAGAACUAAAGCAUCAUUUUAGACCAGAGUUUUUGAAUAGACUUGAUGAGAUAAUUGUUUUUAAGGAACUAACAAAGAAGGAAGUUGAAGAGAUUGUCAACAUAAUGUUAAGGGAAGUUUGUCAAAAGUUGAUGGUCAAAGAGAUACAUCUUUCUUUGACUUGUAGGUUUAGGGAACAUGUGAUACAACAUGGUUAUAAUCCUAGUUAUGGUGCUAGGCCAUUAAGAAGGACUAUUGCAAAGUUUUUGGAAGACACAUUGGCAGAAAAUAUGCUAAGGAAAGAAAUUAAGGAAGGAGACUCAAUUAUUGUUGAUGUUAAUGUUGAGGGAAAUGUUGUUGUGAUAAAUCAGAAAAAUGUUAAAAGGGAAGAAUAUCAUUUUACAAGUUUUGUUGAUUCAGUUGGUAAUUUUUUGGCAGAUGAAAAGAGAAAAGAUGUGGUUAGUGGUAUCUCAUGUAAUUUGGUAGGAAAAAUGUUGGACAUUUUGGGACAUAGAAAAAGUCCUUAAGUAUAUUAUGAAUUGCAUUAUUUUGUCUAUUUAUUUUUUGAAAGCAAGAUUUUUCAUUUUUGGCAAAUUCCAAUGCCCCAA
This is a messenger RNA of Cicer arietinum (chickpea), 1716 nucleotides long. NCBI's taxonomy places the organism in Eukaryota, Viridiplantae, Streptophyta, Magnoliopsida, Fabales, Fabaceae. The record is from RefSeq and is a predicted model, not a curated record.